This is a messenger RNA of Drosophila yakuba, 4841 nucleotides long. It is a transcript of the gene Tango1, whose product is annotated as transport and Golgi organization protein 1. Gene Ontology annotation, molecular function: protein binding. Gene Ontology annotation, cellular component: endoplasmic reticulum membrane; endoplasmic reticulum exit site. The transcript is spliced from 7 exons. NCBI's taxonomy places the organism in Eukaryota, Metazoa, Arthropoda, Insecta, Diptera, Drosophilidae. Bases 129 to 4592 code for a protein of 1487 amino acids. Gene Ontology annotation, biological process: vesicle cargo loading; protein secretion; endoplasmic reticulum to Golgi vesicle-mediated transport. The record is from RefSeq and is a predicted model, not a curated record.
GCGUACGGUCACACCAAUGAAAAGCCAACUCAGCUGAAAGUGAACCCAUUUUUAUACACAAAAAUUAAUAGCUGCAGCGAAAUAAGUUGAUUAUUCACCCGACCACUGCGCCCCAAAAACAAUGCAAAAUGCGGCUGACCAACGAGAAAGCGACAAUGCAGCCCCAGCUGAGUGACUUGGCCCUGUUUGUGGGCCUGCUGAUCUGCUGUCUUCCAACUUUGACGUGGGCUGCGACUCUCUCCGACAAGCGACUGUGCGCCGACCCGAAAUGUGAACAAAUUAUCUCAACGGGCAUUGCCAAAAUCAGCUAUGCCACCGGCGGCGAGGGGCUGAUAUCCUUCAAAAUCAACUCCCCCAUUCGCGUCCUGUCCAAAAGCGCUGGCUCCAAUAGGCAGCUGUGGGGUGUGGACAUCAAUGGGCGGCGCGGCUAUGCCAAUAAGGACUUCAUCAUGGAGAAGAAGAUCCUGAUCAAGGACAAGGACCUGUUGUUCGAGGUUCCAGUGGUGGGACCUGGCAGUCCAGUGCAGACAUCGGAGACUCCGGUGAAGCCUGUGGAGACACCAGUUCAGCCCGUGGAGCUACCAGUUCAGCCCGUGGAGACACCAGUUCAGCCCGUGGAGCCAAAAGUUCAGCCCGUGGAGCCACCAGUUCAGCCCGUGGAGACACCAGUUCAGCCCGUGGAGACACCAGUUCAGCCCGUGGAGACACCAAUUCAGCCCGUGGAGACACCAGUUCAGCCCGUGGAGACACCAGUUCAGCCCGUGGAGACGACAAUGCAGCCCGUUCUAAACGCCUCUGAGUCAACCGAUGACCUGGCAACGACCACAACGUCACCACUUGAGGUUGCCGUUGAUUCAAUAGUGGUUGAACACGACAAGCUGCAGGAUCAGCAGGUUCCUGAUCCUACGGCGGCUUCCAAGGCCCCAGUGCAGGUUAUUGAUGGCACUGAGCUUCCCCUGGAAGCCAUUCCAGCUGUAGCCGAAGGUGCCAUUGUCUUAGGGAAUGCACAAGACCCCCAUGAAGCAACGAAAUCGGACUCGGCAGUUGUUGACACGAAAGAGCCACUGGCAUCAACUUCUGAGCCCAUUAAAUCGCAGGAAGAGUCAAAAACACAGGAACCUGCGAAAGAAGCUGAGAAACCUUCCCCACUGCCUCAGGCCAUCAACGCUGAACUUGAAGAUUUUGACGAUUUCGAUUACGGGGAUGACGAGACAGACACAGACGACGACGAUGACGACUCCAACCAAGGUAGUCAAGAUAACGAAUCCAUCACACAGAUAGGAAACGAUAACAAAACAAUUAACGAAUCGAUUGAACUAAACCCUCUUAUGGUCGAGCAACUGAACACAACUGAUAAAUUGGAGGAUACAAAGGAUGAGACUAAAGAAAAACAGGCAGAAGUGGAGGUCUCUAAGCAGGAAGCCUCUCUUUUACCUACUGUGGCGUUAAAUGGGUCGACACUGAUAGAGCAAAAUGAUCAGAAGGAAUCUGCCAAGCAGAAACUGGAUGCAGCCGUGGAAAUAAAGUCGGCAGAUCCUUUGCCAAUCGAAGCGGUCGCCGAAAAGGUUGCUGAACCUCUGCAAGCGUUUGUUGAAGAUGAAAUAAAUGAAGAAAUAGCUUCCGUUUCCGCUGAAGUCCAAGCUGAGCCUGAAAAAGAUAUCGCCACCGAACCUAUUGUUGCUCAAUCUGAUAAUGAAAUAAAACCUCUAUCCGAGCCAGAAAUCAGCUCAACCGCUCCUGUCGCUGAAGAGGCACCACUAAAAGCAGAGUCUGUCGGCCUGCCGCCCCUCUUUGAAAAGAAGAACUUUGAGAACCCCAAUGAUUACUAUAAGCAAUUACAAGAACAACAGGAAAAAGAAAGACUAUUUGUAGAGGCGGAGCAGCAGAAGAGGUUACAAGAGGAGGCGGAGCAGCAGAAAAGGAUGCAAGAGGAAGCAGAGCAGCAGAAGAGGAUACAAGAGAAAGCGGAACAGCAGAAGCGUUUACAAGAGAAAGCAGAGCUGGAUAAAAGAUUACUCGAAGAAGCCGAGCAACAGAAGAGGUUACACGAAGAAUCAGAGCAGCUGCAGCGAUCAAGUGAGGAAGCGCAGCCACAACUGAGCGUUCAGGUGGGCGAUUCUGUGGAUGCACAGUCCAACGACAUCGUUGAUAACACCAAUGAGCACAAGCCAGAGCAAUAUCAGCAGCACCAUCAUCAUCCAGAAAGUGCCUUUAAUUACCCGUCAACUGCAUCACAUACAACUCCAACGCCUGAUGCUGAAUCACCGUACGCAGCUAUUCAAGAUGAGACGACAGAUGCACCCCAAACAGAUAACCAUCGUCAGGGAGUUGGUUCCGUGGAGCCAGUAGCUCUGCCCGCGACGGCUAGCCCCGUGUCGGAAGUUACCGUCAAGGAGGAUGCCGCAGGCUUCGGUCUCUUUGCCACGAUUGUCGAUACCGUAAACAAUUUUAUCGGAAAGGAUCCUCAGAGUGCUCCAGCAGAUAGCAGCGAUGAACUGCACAGAAUUCUCUAUCCGGGAAUACCUGAGGUGCCAUCUACUCCAAAGAAGGCGGAAGACACUGCACCUGCCGAUGUGGAUGGAUAUUGUGCCCGGUUUCAAGCCCAAGAUGAGCACUGUCAUCGCUCAAUAUCCCUUGAUAAUUUUGUGGAAGUAAUGGCCGGCAAGCUGGUUGAGCAUAGCCAACUUUUGCUGUGCGUUGUUAUUGCGGCGACUUCUUCCUUGUUCUUCAUGUUUGCAUACUACUGCUUCUGCAACAGUAGUCAGGAGGGAGCACUUCUCUCGAAGCUGAACCAUUUGGAGCGCAGUCUGUUGGCCUCGCACAAGGAGAACCUGAUCAUUAAGCACGACCUGAUGACUACGCGAACAAAGUUGGCCAGCAUUGAGGACAACUCCUUUGGCUCAAACGACAUGGUGGCCGAUCUCAAAAAGCAGCUCGAAUCUGAGCUAUACGAGAAGGCUAAGCUGCAGGAGCAGGUUGGCUCACUAGAAAGGGAUCUGGAUAACGCGGCUGAGGCUGGCCUGGAGCUCAACAAGAUGCUGUCCGAAGUCCUGAACAGCCAAAAUGGUGAUGAGGCUUUCAUGAGCACCGUCGACGAACUGCAGCGUCAGCUUAAUGAGCAAGAAAAGAUCAUCAUCGAAAUCAACACAAGUCUGGCAGAGAAAAGUAGGGAAAACAGCGAACUGCAGUAUUCCAUUACGGAGGCCACGACACGCCUUUCCAGCGAGCUGAAGACGCUACAAGAGGAUAACUACGAGUUGGAGAUGGAAAAGUCUAAGCUGCAAACUCGACUUCAAGAAAUUCAGGCUGAAACGGAAACGGAGAUGGCCAAGGCACUAGAAGCAAGGAAUUACGAAAUGCAAAGGCUGCAAAAUCAGAUUGUCGAGCUGACUGCCAAGUGGGAGCGGGAGCAUGGCGAUCUGCAAACCAGUCUAGCAAAGAUCGAAGCUUUAGAAGAUUGCCUUAAGUCUGUGAAAAAGGAUACCAACCUCAAUGUCCAGGAGCUGAUCAGCUCGGCCAAGACACGCGGUGAACUCAACGCGGUCCAUAAGAAGGUAGUCGAGUUGCAGGCGAAGGUGGAGCAAGAAGUGGCUCACAAGCAGCGUCUGGAGAGCCAGCUACAGCAGUCAAGUCAAGACGUUGAGCAGCUGAAGCAGGACUUCAACCAAUCAGAGCGCGACAAGCUAGAAGCCCAGACGCGUCUUGAAGUCUUAUCCGGCUACUUCAGGGAGAAGGAGAACGAACUUAAGAAAGAACUUAGUCUGCAGGAGACCAAGUGGCUGCAGCACCAGGGAGAGAAUGCCAGCACAGUGGAGACCCAGACGCUGAUGAAGAACGAAAUCCAAACUCUGAAAUCUCAGAAUGACGAGCUGCGUGCCGAGAUUGAGGCCCAAAUAGCCUCCCACAAAGCUCAGAUGGGCACGCUGGAGAAUCGCGCUCAUGAGUCCUGGCUGGCGGCGCGCCAGUCAGAGCGCCGAUGCGAAGAAGCGUUGGCCGAAGCCGCCAGCCUGAGGCGCAAGCUGACCACGAUGGCCAGCGGAGGAGGAGGGGUAGGCGGAGAUCCAGGCGUAAUGGAAGCCAUCGCCGCCAAUGGAGCAUCUGUGCUGGGGGCGGAACUGAAAACGGCACCAUCGCCGCUCCCCUUGCCGGGUUCACCACUACUGAACAUGCCAAAUCCACUGCCAUUCCUGGCGGCACCCUUCUCACCGUUCAUGGGUCUGCCGCCGCCAUUCCUGCCGCCAACUGGAGCGGGAGGAGCACGUCCUCCGCCACUGGGACGCAUGCGCUCCCCGCCGCCAUCGAGCCGCGGCGAUCGCGAUCGGGAGCGAUACUCAGACUAUAGCGAUUACGAUGACUACGACGACGAUGAGGAGGACGACCGGGGCAUGGACCGUCGUCGAAGGCACAGCGGCAGCUGGGGUCGCCGGCAUCGCGGCUCCUACAGCCACUCGCCGCGCACAUAUCGCUCGUUGUCGCCGUCGGACAGUCGGUACAACUACAACGACACGGAGACUGACUUCAGUCCACCCCCAAGUCCGCCACCCGUGUCCUCGGGACGCAGCGCGACAUCGCGACCUUACAGCGAGGUAUAGGCGGAUGGGUGUUCCCGUGCAACCAAGUCCUACCAAGUAUAUUAGACUCAAAACUAGUUCAAAUAUAUUUAUUAAUCAACGAUUAUCGAACGGUCGGAUCGGAGCGGGUCGGGACGGCCUCUUAAACCGAUUCCCCAAAACAGGGAUCUCAGGAGAAUUCAUCAACAACUUAGAAAACUCCUGUCUCAACGGUGAAUGAUAUCCAAGAAAAUUGAAACAAAUUAAACACAAUGACAAACACCAAUCCAA